CAGCUUCAGUGGUGGGUCCCGCGAAUUCCCAAUGAGCUGCUGCUGUUUUGCUGGAGGGGGGUGGCUUUGGGCGGAAGCUGCUUUGUAGCCUCGGAGAAGCGAAAUGGGGGUGAAGCUGGAGGUGUUUCGGAUGACACUCUACCUCACCUUCCCUGUGGCUAUGUUCUGGAUUGCCAAUCAGGCCGAGUGGUUUGAGGACACCGUCAUACAGCGCAAGAGGGAGCUGUGGCCACCUGAGAAGGAGGACCAGCGCCAAGAGCUAGAAGAAUUUAAAGAGAGGAUACGGAAGCAGCGGGAGGAGAAACUCCUUCGCAGUGCCCAGCAAAGCUCCUGAAGCCUCCAAGUCCCAGGCCCUCCAUCCAUAAAAUAACACACAGUCAGUUCUUUGUUGCUCGUGAAA
Rhinolophus ferrumequinum (greater horseshoe bat) is the source of this 400-nucleotide messenger RNA. Its product is annotated as protein PET100 homolog, mitochondrial. The coding region runs from base 104 to 334 and encodes 76 amino acids. Gene Ontology annotation, cellular component: mitochondrion; mitochondrial inner membrane. The transcript has 4 exons. The record is from RefSeq and is a predicted model, not a curated record. Lineage: Eukaryota; Metazoa; Chordata; Mammalia; Chiroptera; Rhinolophidae. Gene Ontology annotation, biological process: mitochondrial respiratory chain complex IV assembly.